CGGACCAGGCAACGGUGGCCUCACCAGGUCCCCGCCUUCUCGCACGGCCCCGCCCCAAAAGCGGGCUAUAAAUUUACUUCUCUCCCAGUCUCGCUGUGCUCGCCGCCAGUGGUCGCACUCGGAGGGUCCUGCCUCAAGUUGAGGAGCCAUCGCCACUCUCUGACCAUGGCUGAGGAGCUGAUUCUGGAGCGAUGUGACCUGGAGCUGGAGGCCAAUGGCCGUGACCACCACACGGCCGACCUAUGCCGGAAGAGCCUGGUGGUGCGGCGGGGUCAGCCCUUCUGGUUGACACUGCAUUUUGAGGGCCGGAGCUACGACGCUGGUGUGGACCGUCUCACCUUCAGUGCGGUGACGGGCCCAGACCCCAGCAAGGAGGCCGGGACCAAGGCCCGAUUCCCGCUGUCCGGCGCUGUGGAGGAGGGUGCCUGGGCAGCCACCGUGGUGGACCAGCAGGACAACGCUCUCUCACUGUUGCUCAGCUCCCCAGCCAAUGCCCCCAUCGGCCUGUACCGCCUCAGCAUGGAGGCCUCCACCGGCUACCAGGGCUCCAGCUUCGUGCUUGGCAACUUCACACUGCUCUUCAAUGCCUGGUGCCCAGCGGAUGCUGUGUACCUGGACUCAGAGGAGGAACGCCGUGAGUAUGUCCUCACUCAGCAGGGCUUCAUCUACCAGGGCUCGGCCAAGUUCAUCAAGAACAUACCUUGGAACUUUGGGCAGUUUGAAGAUGGGAUCCUGGACAUCUGCCUGAUGCUCCUGGACGUCAACCCCAAGUUCCUGAAGAACGCAGGCCGAGACUGCUCCCGCCGCCGCAACCCUGUCUACGUGGGCAGGGUGGUGAGCCGCAUGGUCAACUGCAACGACGACCAGGGUGUGCUGCUGGGGCGCUGGGACAACAACUACGGGGACGGUGUCAGCCCCAUGUUCUGGAUCGGCAGCGUGGACAUCCUGCGGCGCUGGAAGACCUACAGCUGCCAGCGCGUCAAGUAUGGACAGUGCUGGGUCUUCGCUGCUGUGGCCUGCACAGUGCUGCGGUGUCUUGGCAUCCCCACCCGUGUGGUGACCAACUAUAACUCUGCCCAUGACCAGAACAGCAACCUGCUCAUCGAGUACUUCCGCAAUGAGUCUGGGGAGGUCCAGGGUGAUAAGAGCGAGAUGAUCUGGAACUUUCACUGCUGGGUGGAGUCAUGGAUGACCAGGCCAGACCUGAAGCCUGGGUACGACGGGUGGCAGGCCCUCGACCCCACGCCCCAGGAGAAGAGCGAAGGGACCUACUGCUGUGGCCCAGUUCCGGUUCGGGCCAUCAAGGAGGGCGACUUGACCCCCAAGUACGACGCACCCUUUGUCUUUGCUGAGGUCAACGCCGAUGUGGUGGACUGGAUCCAGCAGGAGGAUGGGUCCAUGCACAAGUCUGUCAACCACUCCCUGGUGGUGGGACUGAAGAUCAGUACGAAGAGGGUGGGCCGGGACGAGCGGGAGGACAUCACCCACACCUAUAAGUACCCCGAGGGCUCCCCAGAGGAGAGGGAAGCCUUCGAGAGGGCCAACCAUCUGAACAAGCUGGCUGAUAAAGAGGAGACAGGGCUGGCCAUGCGGAUCCGUGUGACCGAGAGCAUGAGCAUGGGCAAUGACUUCGAUGUCUUUGCCUUCAUCUCCAACAAUACCGACGAGGAGCACCUCUGCCGCCUCCUGCUGUGUGCCCGCACUGUCAGCUACAACGGGAUCCUGGGGCCCGAGUGUGGUGCCAACAACAUACUCGAACUUCCCCUGGAGCCCUUCAGUGAGAAGAGCAUUCCCCUUCGCAUCCUCUAUGAGAAGUACGCUGACUGCCUGACGGAGUCAAACCUCAUCAAGGUGCGGGGCCUCCUCCUGGACCAGGCUACCAACAACUACCUGCUGGCUGAGCGGGACAUCUACCUGGAGAAUCCAGAAAUCAAGAUCCGGAUCCUGGGAGAGCCCAAACAGAACCGCAAACUGGUGGCUGAGGUGUGCCUGCGGAACCCACUUACCGUGCCCCUGACCGGCUGCAUCUUCACCGUGGAGGGCGCUGGCCUGACCGAGGAGCAGAAGGUGGUGGAGAUCCCCGACCCUGUGGAGGCAGGGGAAGAAGUCAAGGUCAGGGUGGACCUGCUGCCACCGCUCAUGGGCCGCCACAAGCUGGUGGUGAACUUCGAGAGUGACAAGCUGAAGUCCGUGAAGGGCUUCCGGAACGUCAUCAUUGGCCCUCCCUAAGGGGCCCCUGCCGGCCCUGCCCUGAUCAGCUGAGAGCCCCAACUUGACUCCAAUCUUUGUCCCAAACUAAUGAGCAAAAUUUGCCCCUUCUUGGGCCGCAGGCCCCAGGGCUGGCAUAGGAUGCCAUAGGGUUCUUCGGCAUAGAAUGUGCUUCUGGCCCAUCUUGUCCCCUUGAACCUGGUUCCUCACCCCCCUGACCUAAAAAAAGUGUUCUGUGCCUCCCCAGUGGGAGGACUGGGCCUGGGGCUGGGGAGGAUGGCCCAGCCUUGCUUUCCAGCCCAUGUGUCAUUUGGAACGCAACCAACCAGGCACCAUAUUGCUUGAGCUACUCCAUAGUCUCUUGGAGCAAGUGAGAGAGAGAGAGAGAGAGAGAGAGAGAGAGAGAGAGAGAGAGAGAGAGAGAGAGAGAGGAGAAUGCAUGCACAUGCCAUUGGUUGGAUCAAGGACGUCAGCUCCCUGGAGUGCUCUAUUGCAUUUCCCCACAUAGUGCCUGGGUACCAGGUGUGGAUGGGAAGGGUCCCAGCAAUAGGCCAGGCCCAAGCUCCCUGCCCCAUCCCAGCAGUCCUGGCCCGCAACCCACCAGCCUCCUCACCAUUGUGAGACACCUACUAUGUGCCUGCCUUCCUGUGCUUGCUGGUGCUCACUUGGCCACCAACCCAUUUCAUCGCUGUGAGAAACUGCAGAGUGAAAACUUUGCUGAUGAGGAGGCUGAGGCUCCGAGAAGGGUGGUGGCCCACUUUGCAACAGACAGCUGGUGGAUCUUUGCAUGACUAAGUCAGGUGAAGGUGCAGGAAUGGAGCCCAGGUCUUCUGAUUCUGAGUCCAGUGCCCUGUUUGUGAUAGCAGCCCUGAACUGAGGAUGCCAGAGAGGUCAGCUGGGACCUGACCCAAAAGGACCUGGUUGGGACAAAGAAGUGGGGAGAGAAUUGGAAAGGUCCAAGCCCAGGGUGCCAACAGACACUGUCUCCCCCUUUCUGAGACCUCAGUUUCCUCAUAGGCAAAGGAGGGGUUGAACCAGCUCCUCGCUGAGGCCCUCCCAGCUCUGCACUUUUGAUGCCUAUGUGACCCAGCCUUGCAACUUAUAGAAGUCCUACUUCUGGCUCCUUAGCGCCUUCAGUCACAGGCCCAGGAUAUUCCUGAGCAUGAAACUAUGACCGUGACCACCCGCCUACCCCAGCCCUGUCCAUGUCCCCACCUGAAUCCAGACAUCUUUUUCAGACUCCAGUUCUAGAAAACAGCCCUGGAGGCCCCUGUUCCACCCACGAGCCUGCCUACCACAAUGCCUAGACUUCACAAAAGCCUUAGCUGCCUGAGCUGGUCACUAACCCACAGGGUGGUAGCUUGGCUACUGCAUCUGCAGGGCCAGGUCCGUGGACACAGCCCUUGCCUCUGAAUCAGCUCAGGGAGCACAUGCAUCUUCAUCUCUGAUAACGUACCUCCCACCUGAUUGGGCUUCCUCAGGCUGGAGAGAGGAGAGGGGACAAUUCUUUAUGUGAGCUGGGGUCAUCUCCAGGGCCCCCCAGAUCCUAGAGAGCAAUUUGGGGGAAGUCACGCUGAUGCACGUAGAACUUUUUGCUUUGCACAGAGAAGAAUCACAAAAUGAGCCGACGUGUGUAUGUUCUAUAUAAAUAUAGCUUUAUUUCUUGGUGGUUUAUAAAUGCUUUUGGAUACCAAGCAGGCAGUAGAUGUGCUUUUGAGCCACAAGGAGCAAACACUGAAAUAAAAGAGUUUAUUUUUCACAUUCAGACAAGGUCUAAUCUUUAUGCUUUCAAAGGAGUGGGGUGGGUGAACUCACCCCGGGACCAGCAUCGUCCCACCUAAGCCUUUCCUGAGUCUCAGUUCCUUGUCCAGGUCCAAACUGGCAUUCAAGGCUCUACAUGGUCUGGAUCCAUUGCCUGCCCCUUCCUUGAACAAACAAUGUUUGGGCUUCAGUGAAAUUACUAUGUCCUUCCCAAUGCCCUGAGUGUUCUUUUAAACUUCCUAGCUUUUGCAGUGUGUUUCUCUGACCCUGGAGUCCCUGCUCAUUCCAUAAUGCUUGACACAAAAGUGGCUUCCUUUGUGAAACUUUCCUAGAUUUCUGCUCAGAGCACUGGAACAGGGGCCAACUUAAACACUUAGCUCCAUGUUAGUCUAUCUGUCUGCCUCCCAUCCUGAGAUCCUCAAGGGAAGUCACCAAGUAUCUCUUAUGUAAAUACUAAUAAAUGCUUAGCUGGUAAAUCAGUG
Molecule: messenger RNA, 4451 nt
Organism: Talpa occidentalis (Iberian mole)
Lineage: Eukaryota; Metazoa; Chordata; Mammalia; Eulipotyphla; Talpidae
Gene: TGM2
Product: transglutaminase 2
Exons: 13
Coding region: 166-2229 (687 amino acids)
Biological process (GO): peptide cross-linking
Molecular function (GO): protein-glutamine gamma-glutamyltransferase activity
Source: RefSeq, a predicted model, not a curated record